UCAGACUCAAUAUGUGUCAUACAACAGAAGCAACCGCAAACUGAGGUGAAUUUAAAAAUUACAUAUAUUUUCAAUUUGUGAUUUAUCUUCAUGCUCCUGCUCAUUUUUUUAAAAUGUCACCAUUGGCUGUAAAUCAUCGCUGGAUGCUUGUUUUGAAGAUUUUUGUUCUCUUUGUAAUUUUGCUUCUGAACCACUUUUGUAAAGCUUCUGGCACCAAAAAAAAACACAGUCUCAAAAACAUACUUUUUCUCAGUGUGGAAGAAAUUCCAAUUGAUCCUCAUUUUCCAUCAGAUGUUGUCUUUAAAGAAGAAAACGGAACUCACCUUUGUUUUAACAUUCAGGCAAACCAGUCUAAUGCGGGUUGUUGUGGCAUUGAAGAUUUCGUCUGUAGCACCAAUAUAGUUCGGCUCAAUGUCAGCACUUACAGCCUGACUGUCAGUAGAGAAAUUCUACUCAAGCACGACAUUGUUGUGUUACUGAACCCAAUGAGCAAUUUUUCAUGCAUGCUCUCAAAGCUCCACAACUCAACAGAAUUCAUUCUCGAUCUUCAUACUUGUUUGAAGCCAGGUGGCAGGAACAUUAGAAUCACUCUGGAUCAUCUAUACCAAAAUCAAUAUAAUGAUGCACAGACUUGUGAAGAUAGUGAUAAGUACAUGUUCAAGUUUGGAUCUAAAAUAACAUCCAUUGUGAAAAUCAUAUCUUGUGAAACGUCAGACUCAGCUGGGAUUCAGCAGCCGCUGAAUCUAACUUUUCCGUACUCAAACAAUGUCAUGACUCUACAGGAAGCAGUAACUAUUAUGAAUAAUUUCAGUUUCUACCAGGAUCAGAUGGGAGCUUUCAGAACAGCUUUCAUCAAAAUAGGCAAUGUCACUGGGGCAAUCACUAAACUGCAACCACAAGAUCAAAGCCAAACUGCGUUCAACUUUGGCUUCACAGCAAGUGGGGAUGUGGAAAUUCUGAAGGAAAGGAACAAUGUGGAUAUGGACCUUGAUGUACAGAUUCAGUUCUCUAAUAAUGCCAGUGAAAUGGCAGUAAAUAAAAAUAGCACGUACGUUGGAGUUCUACUUUUUCCAGGAAUGACCAAUGUGGACCAUGAUGGAUACUUUUUCAAUAAAAAAGUGCUUGGAAUUGAAAUGGGAGCAAACAUACUCAAAUAUUUGCUAAGCAUCAACAUUCACUUCAACAAUGUGAACCUGAGUGGCACAAACAUGUCUUGCAUGUCAUGGGAUGGUAAAGGGGAUGAUCAAAUCUGGAGCACAAAUAACUGCAGAACAAACCAGGUUAAUGGCAGCAUCACCUGCCAAUGCUCCCAUCAAGCAUUUUUUGCAAUUGGCAUGACAGUUACACUUAAGAAGAUGGAUACUUUUUCGUGGAUCAUACCAGAGAUAAGCCUUAAUGGCACCUUAAGUAGUCCUUUGAACCCAGCGCAAGCAGUGACAAUAAUGAAGAAAUUAGACAUAUACUUUGCAGAGAUGAACCAAUCCAAGACGGCAAAAGUACAAAUAGCCAAUAUAACUGGAGUGAUUGCUAAGCUAGAAGAUAAUUCAACUGAAAUGAAAUUUGGUUUCAAGUCAAACGGAGAUAUUACAGGUGGUGAAAGCAACGGAAAUGAUAAUGGCGUUAUGACAGAAAUUCACCUUCCUCAGGAAGCCAUUGCAAUGGCAAUUAAAAACAAAAGAAAAUAUGUUGGAGUCCUCCGUUUUCCAGAAAUGCCUAUGAAUCAGAAUAACACAAAUGAACUUUAUAAUAAUGAAGUGAUUGGAAUUGAAAUGGGAGAAAACAUAAAAGAUCUGAAUCAAACCGUCAACAUCCACUACAGUAAUUUAAAAAAGGAUGGAUCUGAAGCUGUUUGUGUAUCAUGGGAUGGCACAAAUGAAACAGGGAACCAUACAGACUGGAUCAUUGAGGGUUGUAAAACAAAGAUCAAUAAUGGAAUCACAUGUGAAUGCAGUCAUCUCACAUUCUUUACCUAUCGGAUGAAACGUUCAACUGCCAAAAGUACCGAUUCAAACAAAGAGGAAGAAAAAACAUCAGGAAAAACACCUGAAAAAACCCUAUCCUUUCCAGCUCCAGCCAAUCCACUGAAUUCAGAUGAAGCAGCAAAUUUCAUGAAGAAUCUGAACUCCUUACUGGAACAGAUGGGAAAUGUCAGCACAGCAGCCAUUCAAAUGGGCGGCAUUUCUGGGGUCAUUUCUAAACUGCCACAACAAAACCAGACAAAGAUGGACUUUGGCUUCACCUCAGCUGGUGAUGUAAAGAUUCUCGAGGAAAGCAAUAACACUGGCUUUGCUCGGGCAGUUCACUUUCCAAAAGAAGCCAGUGAAAAGGCUGUAAAUAGAAAUGGAUCAUUUUCUGGAGUGCUGCUUUUUCCAGAUAUUCCUGAGCUUAACAAAACUAGUUACUUUUUCAACAAUGAAAUGAUGGGGAUUGAAAUGGGAGUAAACAUAUCUAACCUCUCUGAAACCAUUGACAUUCACUUCAGUAAUGUGAACACGACUGGAUUCAAUGUUUCUUGUGUAUCAUGGGAUGGGAGAAGUAAAGAUGGUGGUAUAGCCAAGUGGAUCACAGAUGGCUGCCUAACAAAUGAGGAAAACGGCAGCAUCACAUGCCAGUGCUCUCAUCUUACAUUUUUUGCCAUUCUCAUGUCAGGUACCGAGAAGAUCAGCUCCUCUGACUUAAAAGCCCUGACCCAAAUCACAAAAGCUGGCUGUGGUAUAUCCUUGUUCUUCCUGGGUGUGGCUCUCUUCAUGCAUUUUCUGACAAGGAAAACUAAAGCCAGCCAAGCCAUAAAGAUCCUCAUGAAUCUUUUCAUAGCCCUUUUUCUCCUGAACCUUUGCUUCUUGGUAAAUGAGUCAAUUGCUAAACUGAAGAUCUUAGCAGCAUGCGUGGCGAUGGCAUCAGUUCUGCACUACAGUAUGCUGGCCACAUUCACAUGGUUUUUCAUGCAGGCUUUGCAUUUGUACUUCUACGUGUUCAGAAUCCCUACAGACACCAAAUAUUACAUGUACAAGAUUUGCAUCACAGGAUGGGUUAUUCCAGUUGUGGUGGUUGUCGGACUUCUUGCUUCAAGCAAAUAUGGUUACAUUGACAUUUCUGAUGACAAUGGAACAUCAGUAACUAUGUGCUGGAUUCCUGAUUCUGCAAUCUACUUAAGUGUAAACAUUGGUUAUUAUGGCAUUGUGUUCAUCUUCACUUUACCCAUAUUUGUGGCAACCAUAGUGCAGAUCAAACAGUUUGUACCUAAAGAAGCAAAAGCCCAGGAAUCUACCAAGAAAAGGUUGUUCUCUCUUCUUGGUCUUUUCUGCCUUUUGGGCAUCACCUGGGGAUUCGCUUUUUUUAGCUACGGCCCUCUGCUCCUUCCCUCCUACUACAUCUUCACCAUCCUUAACUCCUUUCAAGGAUUCUUCCUGUUUGUUUACUACUACUUCUCCAGCAAGGAUCCUUCCAGAGGACAGCAAGCAAACCAAGAGCAGUAACCUUGCCACACAGAAUGUGUACACAUCUCCUUAUGGAUAAGUUACACGUUAUUUCCUCCCUUUCUCCUAUUUGCUUUCACCAAAAAUAACUUUCAUUUACCUAUGUUCAAUAACUAUAGUGAGCUGACAACUUGGACAGUACAUGUAUUUAAUCAUAUUCCCAAAUGAACUUCUAAGUCUUUGCUUGUGGAGCUUUAUUACCAAGGCACCAUUUCAAUGUCUGAUAUAAGAGACACCAUGUUCGGAAGUUGUACGGACAUCAGAGGACAGCGUUUCAUUUCUGAGGUUGCUAAAAUGGUCUAAAGAGUUUUCUCUCUCUGUCAGACUCUUUGCAAAAAGUAAAAAUAGCGACUGUUUCCUGUAAGGCAGUUCUUAGUCGCUUCUGAGAUUAAAUUAGGGUUUUCUUCCUUUGGAUACACUCCUGGAAGUUGUCAGUUUGGAAGAUUCCAUGAUUCACAAAAAGCCCUAUUUUAUAUUGUACGUGAAACCUCAAAGCUUCAGUGGAAUGCAAAGUGUGACUGAUCAGUAUGUUAAAUGUGACCCUUUUACAACUGGCUGAAAGAUGCUAGGAUGCAAAGAGGGAAUCAAGCUGAAGGUGUGUGCACAGUGUCAUUGACCAACCUCAAAUCAGUUAGUUUGUUGCAUGACUGCAAAUAAUUAACUUGAGCUGAAAGACAAGAAAUUCCUCACCAUUACCUGCAGUAUAGCUAAGAGAAUGUUACAUACUUAAAGUUAUUCUCCAAAAUGCAACUGCUUAUUUAUUCAGAUUUUACUGAUAGUAAGUAACAUGUUCACAUUUAAAAUAGGACUCUGGUUUUAUGAAACAAAAACAUUAGUAAUGGGUACAGUGCCUUGUAAAAGUAUCCUUACCCCUUGAACUCCUCUACAUUUGUCACAUUACAACUACAAACUUCAAAAAAGGUUUGUCAAGCAGCAAGAGUAUCUACAUAUUUACAUAUAAACAAUAUACAUUGUAUAUUUUUAAUACUAUUAUAUUAAAAACAGACAAAGAAAAAGUGGCACAAACUGAUGAUAUUUAGUUUUUUGAUAAGCAAAUCUCUUAACAAUGUAAGUCUGAAAAGUGUGGCAUGCAUUUCAGACUUGCAUCACAGGAUGGGGUAAGAGAAAUACACAUAAAACUUUAAUUGGUUUGUCUGUAGAUUAUUAUAACUAAAAGACAUGUGGCCUCUUUUACUCUGAAGAUCUCUACUAAGAAUUUUCUCCUGGCUCUCAUUGGUUGUCUGGGAGAAGGUGGAAGAGUCUGAUUUUUAAUAACAAUGUGAUGACAGUUUUAACAAAUAUGUAAAAAAAAAAAAAAAAAACAUUUUUUGUAAAAUUACACAUUCCUGUUUUAACACCAAAGUGUAAGUAAAAACAUCUAUCAUCUAACUAUAAAUUCAGCUAGACAAAUUAGAUUAUGGCCAUGUAUUAGAUGUAUUUAUUUCUGCUUGUGGGUUGGUUAUUAUCUUUGCAGUCUCACAGGCUAAGCUGUAAAAAUCCAUUGAGGAUCUUUAAAUGGGCUAAGUCACCCACCAAUAUAUGGUCAAAAGAAGCGUAGUUUAAUUAACUUUGAUCAUGUCACUAAAUAUUUAAAAUAGUUGAAAUACAAAGACCAUAAAAAACCAAAACAGCACUAGACAUUAUAAUAUUCAGUCUGAGACAAAUAUUGAAUCUUACUUGUAGCUGCAGCUCUCAAAUUUUCACCAGGAGGCACCAUUGGCACAUUUUUCACACUUCAGGUUCAUGCAAAGCUCAUGUUAGGUAAUCCUCUCCCUCUGGCAGCACUUUCUGUUUGCAGACUCAGUAGCCCUGAGGGAGAAAACCCAUUUUACAUUGGUGUUACCUUAUGUAUGUAAACACCUACUAAUGAGUUUAUAUGGUUGCUGAAAGACUUCUUAUAUUACAAAAGAUUAAACAGCGCUGUAAAAUUACUAGACAAUUUUAACAAAAUACACCAGUCUUGAUUCAAAUAUUCAUUGGUUUUAA
This is a messenger RNA of Xiphophorus hellerii (green swordtail), 5462 nucleotides long. RefSeq lists its product as uncharacterized. The coding region runs from base 114 to 3476 and encodes 1120 amino acids. Gene Ontology annotation, biological process: adenylate cyclase-activating G protein-coupled receptor signaling pathway; cell surface receptor signaling pathway. Lineage: Eukaryota; Metazoa; Chordata; Actinopteri; Cyprinodontiformes; Poeciliidae. The transcript is spliced from 29 exons. Gene Ontology annotation, molecular function: G protein-coupled receptor activity. The record is from RefSeq and is a predicted model, not a curated record. Gene Ontology annotation, cellular component: plasma membrane.